AUGGGUUCAUUCAUGUUGAUCAGAUGGGUUGCUUUGAGGGCUUGUUUCAUAGUUCUUGUGGUGGUGGAGCUUCACCCAGCUUUGGGAUGGAGAGAGAAUUUUUCAGCGGAUACUUUGGAAUGGAGAGAUGAUAAUAGUCCCCUAAGCGAUUUGCUCCGAGGUGGUGAAGAUGAUAGUCCGCCUGUUUGGGAGGGAUUAUGCAAAGCUUCCGUCAUUCCACAUGGUUAUAAAUGCGAGGAGUUUCAUGUAACAGUUAAAGAUGGAUACAUUUUGGGGCUUCAGAGGAUCCCAGAGGGUCUUUCAAGUAGUGGUGUUGCAAAGAAUAAGCCACCUGUUCUACUACAGCAUGGUGUAUUGGUGGAUGGGAUGUCAUGGCUGUUGGGCCCUCCUAAAGAUUCCUUGGUGUUUGCAUUAGCUGAUAGUGGGUUUGACGUAUGGAUCUCUAAUACAAGAGGGACUAGAUUUAGCAAGGGACAUGUAUCUCUUGAUGAAAGCCGACCGGAAUAUUGGAAUUGGUCGUGGGAUGAGGUCGCCGAGAAUGAUCUUCCUGAUAUAAUUGACUUCGUAUACAAUCAAACAGGCGAUAAGCUCCAUUAUAUUGGCCACUCUAUGGGAACAACUACUGCAAUGGCGGCCUUAUCAGAAGGUUUGUUGGUGGACAAGUUGAGCUCAGUUUCCUUACUUUGUCCCGUGGGUUACUUGAACCGUAUGACCAGUGUUGCUGGCAUUCUUGCCUCCGAUGCCUUCAUAGGAGAGUUGGGCAGAUUGUUGGGCGUGACUAAUUUCGACCUAGGCAAAAUUCUAGCUAUCAUAAAGUUUUUGCCUCACGGGAAGUUUGUUGCUAUAUUACUCAACAGAGUAGCCAACCGUUUGGGGAUUAGUUUGGAUUCUUUAAAGGAUAAAUUAACCGGCAGUAAUUGUUGUCUCAACAUUGGUGCACUUGAUUCAAUGAUAAAUAAUGGGCUUCAACCAACCUCGAUGAAGAAUAUGGUGCAUUUUGCGCAAACAUUCAGAAGUGUUAAGGUGCGAAAGUAUGACUACGGGAUUCCUGAUGCGAACAUGAAGCAUUAUGGUAAACCAGAGGCACCGGAGUAUAACCUGAGAAAUAUACCGAAAAACCUACCGAUGUUCCUAAGCUUUGGCGGCAUAGACGAGCUCGCCGACGUGAACGACGUGAAGCAUUUACUUGAAGAUCUCAACACCCACGACAGAGACAAGAUCACAACCCAAUUCGUGGCUGAGUAUGCACAUCUGGAUUAUCUUUUUGCCGUUAAUGUCAAGGAGAAGAUCUACAAUCCCAUUAUCGACUUCAUUAAAGCUCACUCA
This is a messenger RNA of Macadamia integrifolia, 1326 nucleotides long. RefSeq names its product triacylglycerol lipase 2-like. The transcript is spliced from 9 exons. Gene Ontology annotation, biological process: lipid metabolic process. Gene Ontology annotation, molecular function: hydrolase activity, acting on ester bonds. The annotation marks the transcript as partial. The record is from RefSeq and is a predicted model, not a curated record. NCBI's taxonomy places the organism in Eukaryota, Viridiplantae, Streptophyta, Magnoliopsida, Proteales, Proteaceae.